Populus euphratica (Euphrates poplar) is the source of this 2359-nucleotide messenger RNA. It is a transcript of the gene PAS1, whose product is annotated as FKBP-type peptidyl-prolyl cis-trans isomerase family protein. NCBI's taxonomy places the organism in Eukaryota, Viridiplantae, Streptophyta, Magnoliopsida, Malpighiales, Salicaceae. The transcript is spliced from 20 exons. The coding region runs from base 252 to 2120 and encodes 622 amino acids. Gene Ontology annotation, molecular function: protein binding; peptidyl-prolyl cis-trans isomerase activity. The record is from RefSeq and is a predicted model, not a curated record.
AGAGGUGAAAAUGAAAUUUACCCAAAAACUUGACCAAACGCUCUGACUAAUUUCCAACUCCUCCAUCGACCUUCACCUUCGAAGAUAACGACCUGAGGUCAAUCAGUCACAGAUUCUUCUAGAAAUCAGGACAUAUUGCAUUUCGAUCAGUGCAAUUCAGUUCAUUUACCACUGUAAGUUCUGCUAGGGUUUAGUCAGUCUGCUUGUUAUUCCAUUGCUCAGCUUCGAGUCUUCGAAGUCCGGGAUCAGACAUGGCUGCGGAGGACGGUACGGCGCAAGAAUAUGUGCCACAGAAGAAGAAUAAAGAGCCUACCGAGACCGAGAAGAGGAGAAAGAAAAUUGUGCCUGGAAGUUUAAUGAAAGCUGAAAUUAGACCAGGUGGAGGUGAUGCGAGACCAUCUGAUGGUGAUCAGGUCAUAUAUCAUUGCACUGUUAGGACCUUAGCUGGAGUUGUUGUUGAGUCUACAAGAUCAGAAUAUGGAGGCAAGGGCACUCCAAUACGACAGGUUUUGGGAAAAAGCAAGAUGUUAUUAGGAUUACUUGAAGGGCUUCCAACAAUGUUGAGGGGUGAAGUUGCAAUGUUCAAAAUGAAACCUCAAAUGCAUUAUUCUGAGGAGGACUGUCCAGUUUCACCUCCAAGUAGCUUUCCAAGGGAUGAUGAACUUCAUUUUGAGAUUGAGAUGAUAGACUUUUCGAAAGUCAAGGUUGUCAGUGAUGAUUUAGGAGUCAUAAAGAAGGUAAUAGAUGAAGGGCAGGGUUGGGAGUCGCCAAGAGAACCAUAUGAAGUAAAAGCUUGGAUUUCUGCCAAGACAGGAGAUGACAAAGUAAUUCUAUCCCCCAAACAAGGAGAACCUUAUUUCUUUACUAUUGGAAAAUCUGAGGUACCUAAAGGUCUUGAGAUGGGAAUGGGAACUAUGACACGAGAAGAGAAGGCUGUAAUAUAUGUUACCAAUCAGUACUUGACUGAAUCUCCGCUCAUGUCCGUGGCAGGUGUUGAGGAAGUUCAGUUCGAAGUAGAGCUUAUCCAUUUCACGCAGGUAAGGGACAUGCUUGGAGAUGGACGCUUGAUAAAGCGUCGGCUUCGUGAUGGAAAAGGUGAGUUUCCUAUGGACUGCCCACUUCAGGACAGUCUACUACGCGUUCAUUACAAGGGUAUGCUGCUUAAUGAAGAAAAGACAGUCUUCAUUGAUACAAGAAUUGAUAAUGAUGGUCAGCCUUUGGAGUUCAGCUCUGGAGAAGGGCUUGUGCCUGAAGGUUUUGAAAUGUGCGUGCGCUUAAUGCUUCCUGGAGAGGUAGCUCUUGUUACUUGCCCUCCUGACUACGCAUAUGACAAGUUUACCAGACCUGCAAAUGUUCCUGAAGGUGCUCAUAUUGAAUGGGAAAUUGAGCUUCUUGGUUUUGAGAUGCCGAAGGAUUGGACUGGUUUGGACUUUCAGGGUGUAAUGGAUGAAGCAGAGAAGAUCAGAACCACAGGAAACAGGCUUUUCAAAGAAGGAAAGUUUGAGCUUGCUAAGGCAAAAUAUGAGAAGGUUCUUCGAGAAUUUAAUCAUGUUAAUCCACAAGAUGACGAGGAAGGGAAAGUUUUCCUGAAUACAAGAAAUUUGUUAAAUCUAAAUGUCGCUGCAUGCCACCUCAAAUUAGGGGAAUGCAGAAAGUCCAUUGAGACAUGCAAUAAGGUUCUGGAAGCAAAUCCUGCACACGUCAAGGCCCUCUAUCGCCGUGGAAUGGCCUACAUGGAAGUUGGAGAUUUUGAGGAAGCAAGAAGUGAUUUUGAAAUGAUGUUGAAAGUCGACAAAUCAUCUGAACCUGAUGCAACAGCAGCUCUUAAAAAACUGAAGCAGAAGCAGCAGGAUGUCGAGAAGAAGGCACGGAGACAAUUUAAAGGACUAUUUGACAAGAAGCCAGGGGAAAUUGCAGAUGCUGGAACUGACGACAGAGGAGAAGAGCAGAGUACAGGUGAAAAUCAGAAGAAUGGUGACCAGGAGGAUUCAAAUGGGGCUGACACAGAGGAUGGUGAAGAUGUGGCCGAUGCACCUAGAGAAGGAUUGUUCUCCCUCCUGUGGCCAACUGGUAGAAGAUUGUUUUCAGCUCUCGGGCUUCAAAGAUGUACGAUAUUGUGACAAAGCUGUAGGGAUGGCCGAAUCAGCAUUAUUUUUGUCACAGGCUGGAAAAAAUCUGACUUUGAAAGUAAAAAACACAUCAAAGAAGGUUCAUAUACCACUAUCAUUGUAGCUUCACAAAGAAAUUCAUAUUUUGGGUUACCGUUUAUGAUGAUAUAAAUCAAUGUUGAGACAGACAAAAACAUACUAAUGGACAUAAGAUCCAAUGUUGUUAAUAGCGUUCCUGUCGUGUCCGGUCG